Molecule: messenger RNA, 1215 nt
Organism: Tribolium castaneum (red flour beetle)
Lineage: Eukaryota; Metazoa; Arthropoda; Insecta; Coleoptera; Tenebrionidae
Gene: JMJD4
Product: Jumonji domain containing 4
Exons: 2
Coding region: 1-1161 (386 amino acids)
Biological process (GO): protein hydroxylation; positive regulation of translational termination
Cellular component (GO): nucleus; cytoplasm
Molecular function (GO): 2-oxoglutarate-dependent dioxygenase activity; sequence-specific DNA binding
Source: RefSeq, a predicted model, not a curated record
AUGGAAUUUGACAUUGAAACUUGUGAUAUCUGCACAAAAAAUUAUUUUAAGCCUCCUGGUGUACCUAUUUUAAAUAAAGAACUGAGCUAUGAAGAAUUUUUCCAUAAUUUUAUGAGGCCUAACGUCCCUUGUGUCAUAAAAAAUAUUACAGAAGAUUGGGAAGCACACUACAAAUGGUUAAAUGAGGAAAAAGCACCAAACUUGGAUUAUUUAAAAGACAAGUACGGAAACUGUGACGUUACCAUUUACAACUGUAGUGAGAAAUAUUUCAAUUCGCAAAAAACGCAAAUCUGUAAAUUGGAUUCAUUUUUAAAUAAGUGGAAUUCGGCCGAAAAUAAAUCCAAAUAUUUGAAAGACUGGCACUUGAAAAAUACUUUCAAAAACGACAAUUUUUAUACCGUCCCGAUUUAUUUCGCCUCAGAUUGGCUGAACGAAUAUUUGACUGAAAAUUCAGAAGACGAUUACCGUUUUGUGUACAUUGGACAAGCCGGAACUUGGACACCUUUCCAUGCCGAUGUUUUUAAUUCCUACAGUUGGUCGGCAAAUGUCUGUGGUCGCAAAAAAUGGAUUUUUUUCCCCCCAGGUGAAGAGAACUUUUUACGGGAUUCCCUCAAUAAUCUCCCAUACGAUAUUAGCGACAUGUACCACACUCGACAGCAUUUCGAACUAAUCCAAAAUGCUGGAGAGGCUGUUUUUGUACCCACGGGUUGGUACCAUCAAGUGUGGAAUUUAGAGGAUACAAUUUCCGUAAAUCAUAAUUGGGUUAAUGGAUGUAACAUAUUGAAAAUGUGGGAGACGAUCGAAUAUAAUUUAAAAUGUGUGAAAAAAGAAAUAGAAGAUUGUUGCGAUAUGGAAGGUUUUUUACAGCACUGUCAAGUAAUGCUCAAAGCUUCAUUUGGAAUGGAUUUUUACAAAUUUUACGACUUUCUUAAAUUUAUCGCCUUGAAGAGACUGGCGCAAGUGCACAAAAAACAAAAAGAGGAGCUAUUUCACGGACACAUUUUGGGUUUAAAUCACGCCUUUUUCGACCUACUAUCUGUAAAAACAGUACUGGAAUUAUUUUGCCAACACUGUGAUGUGACGGAAUUAUUUGGUCCAACAUUGUCGGAAAUGGAAAAAAUAAUUGAAGAAAUUGCUCAAAAACGAAACAGUAUUUAUUGAAAAAAUUAAUAUUUGGACUUAUUAAAACAUUCAACCGUGCCUUUGGCAACUAAA